GUCCUCGUCGUCGGCGGCUGCGGCUACCUAGGAUCCAAUAUAGUCCAGCUCUUGAGCUCCCAAUCGACCUGCACCGCGAUCCAUGUCAUGAGUCGAAACCCGACGCAGAACCUCCACCCCAACGUCACCUACCACUCCGGCGACAUCGCCAACGCCCAAGAAGUCUCUUCACUCCUCUCCUCCAUCAGUCCCCGCGUGAUUAUCCACACCGCAUCCCCCAAAUACACGGCCUCCGAAACACUCCUCCGCAGUACAAACCUCACCGGCACUCGGGUGCUGCUCAAAUGCGCCGCCGCGAGCCCCAGCGUGCGCGCUUUCGUGUAUACUGGCACUGAUUCCGCGAUCGUGCAAGCGCCAGGCGUCAAGUUGACUGAGGAACUAGCGCAACUAUACACGGAAAAGAGCCCGGUCAACGCCUACGCCAAGACGAAAGCGAUAGCCGAUUGUGAGGUGCGGGCCGCCAACGCGCCGUCUACGUUGAGCACGGCCGUGAUCCGCAUCCCCGGCCUAUACGGCGAGAAUGACGAUAAUUGUAUGGGAGCACUCUUGAACACCGUGAAGAAGGGUCAGCAUAAGGUGCAGGUCGGGGAGAACAAACGGCGCUUUGAAUUCGUGUAUGUGGAGAAGGCGUGUAUGGCGCAUGUCUUGGCUGCUAAGGCGCUGCUGGCUGAAGAAGCUACGGAUUCCAAGGAUGAUGAUGCGUCGAAGAAGGGGAGGGUUGGUGGGGAGGCUUUCUUUGUCUCGGAUGGUGUAAGUUUACCUUAUUUCGACUUUGCGCGCAAAGUGUACGCGUUUGCGGGACACCCGGUCGCGGAGAAUGAGAUCAAGGUUAUGCCGCAUUGGCUGGUGCUAGGCUUUGCGGUUCUGGGCGAAUGGUUGUAUUGGGUUUUUACAUUCGGUACGAAAACUCCGGAGGUUAGGAAGCUGGGCAUUCAGUAUUUGGCUGGUGGGUGUGAGUGGGAUAUCAGCAAGGCGAAGGAGAGAUUGGGAUAUGAGCCGGUGGCUGAUCAGGAUGCGGUGUUGAAGAGGGUUGCGGAG
Amorphotheca resinae ATCC 22711 is the source of this 1038-nucleotide messenger RNA. RefSeq lists its product as hypothetical. The record is from RefSeq and is a predicted model, not a curated record. Lineage: Eukaryota; Fungi; Ascomycota; Leotiomycetes; Helotiales; Amorphothecaceae. Gene Ontology annotation, molecular function: 3-beta-hydroxy-Delta5-steroid dehydrogenase (NAD+) activity. Gene Ontology annotation, biological process: steroid biosynthetic process. The annotation marks the transcript as partial. The transcript has a single exon.